AUGCAGCAAGAAAGCUUUAGCGCACUCAAAAAUGAUGUCAAUUCCAGAGCUCAGCAGACUAUUAACGGUCUCUUAGGCAAUAAAGAAUACAACCAAGAAGAAGUGCCGCAGUGGACUGCUCAUCUUUCUGAGGAGAUUGUAAAAUCUUUGAAAGAGCUCAGCAGCAAUUUCAAGUAUUGUGUUUCGUGUGUCAUUCUUCAAAAAGGAGACGCUGGAAUGCACAUGAGUUCCACCUGCUUUUGGGAUAGCAAUCUUGAUGGAAGCGUAGCAAUCAAAUGGGAAAAUAACUCAAUGCAUUGCAUUGUCAAUAUUUAUGGCAUUGCAUUCUAA
Molecule: messenger RNA, 330 nt
Organism: Blepharisma stoltei
Lineage: Eukaryota; Ciliophora; Heterotrichea; Heterotrichida; Blepharismidae
Source: the annotation of a GenBank genome assembly